Oncorhynchus kisutch (coho salmon) is the source of this 7016-nucleotide messenger RNA. RefSeq names its product excitatory amino acid transporter 2-like. NCBI's taxonomy places the organism in Eukaryota, Metazoa, Chordata, Actinopteri, Salmoniformes, Salmonidae. The record is from RefSeq and is a predicted model, not a curated record. Gene Ontology annotation, cellular component: plasma membrane. The transcript is spliced from 10 exons. Gene Ontology annotation, biological process: L-glutamate import across plasma membrane; L-aspartate transmembrane transport. Bases 418 to 2055 code for a protein of 545 amino acids. Gene Ontology annotation, molecular function: neutral L-amino acid transmembrane transporter activity; glutamate:sodium symporter activity; L-glutamate transmembrane transporter activity.
UGCUUACAAUUAAGCAGAACGUGGAGCCCAUAGUCCAGCCUGCAGGUUGGUCACUUCAGGUCUACACACAUGCUUGGAUGAGUCGACUUCAGUGACUGCGGAUACCAUUCUUAGUCUUCCAUGGGCAUUGCUGAUUAUUCAUUGUAUUUCGAUUGGAUGCUGAGACGGUGCUGCUGGCUUUCUUCUUGAGAUCUACUCCUGCAUAGCCUCCAGAUUUCUACAUUCCCUUAUUUAAGGGGCAAAGGGGGGACCUUCAUACGUUUGUGGAUCUUCACUGAAUCUCCAAGAUGGAUAGACCGUGAAUUUCCCUUCCUUUCUUUGACUCUAUCCUCGCAGCCCCAUGGCUGACUGAGUAGUGACUCUUUAGUACGUCACCUUCCAUUCCAAAUUCCAGACAACAACUACAGUGCCAACACAAUGCAGAGGCAAGUGGAGGUCAGAAUGCAUGAAAGCCAUUUGGAGCCCAUCGUGGAGCCUCCUCAGCCUAUGUGUUGGGGAAUAUGCAGCAAAAUCAUGAAUAACUUGGUCCUUUUCCUCACCAUCCUUGGUGUGAUCACAGGCUCUGUUUCGGGAAUACUACUGCGUCCCAUGUCGCCGCUCCCCCCUGAUGUGGUCAUGAUCAUCUCGUUCCCAGGAGACAUCCUGAUGAGGAUGCUGAAGAUGCUCAUCCUGCCCCUGAUCAUCUCCAGUCUCAUCACAGGACUGGCAGGGUUGGAUGCCAAGUCCAGUGGCCGCCUGGGCACCCGAGCCAUGGUGUACUACAUGUCCACCACAGUCAUCGCUGCCGCUCUGGGUGUCAUUCUGGUGCUGCUCAUUCACCCAGGUAACCCCAAGCUGAAGUCUAACCUCGGGCCUGGCAAGAAGAACGAUGACGUCUCCAGUCUGGACGCCUUCUUCGAUCUAAUUCGAAACCUUUUCCCAGAAAACCUGGUUCAGGCCUGCUUCCAGCAGAUCCAGACAGUCACCACAAAAGUCCCCGUACCUACCAACAGGACCAGGGGUCCACCACAGUUUACCAUCAAAAGGGCUCUUCAGUACAAGAGUGGGAUGAAUGUGCUAGGUUUGAUCGGUUUCUUUGUGGCUUUCGGGAUAAUCAUGGGGAAGAUGGGAGAAAAGGCCAAGCUCAUGCUGGAGUUUUUUAACGUUCUCAACGAGAUCGUCAUGAGGAUUGUUGGCAUGAUUAUGUGGUAUUCCCCUUUCGGUAUCGCCUGUCUCAUCUGUGGGAAGAUCAUCUCAAUCGAUGAUCUGGAAAUGGUUGCCAGGCAACUGGGAAUGUACAUGGUGACCGUGAUCGUGGGCCUUGUCAUCCACGGUGCCAUAUUUCUACCGCUAAUAUACUUAGUCAUCGUGAAGAAAAACCCCUAUGUCUUCUUCAUGGGAAUCUUCCAGGCCUGGGUCACCGCUAUUGGGACAGCAUCUAGUGCUGGUACCCUGCCAGUCACAUUCCGCUGUCUGGAGGAGAACUUGGGCAUCGAUAAGCGAGUGACACGAUUCGUGCUCCCCGUGGGCGCCACUAUCAACAUGGACGGCACUGCGCUUUACGAGGCCGUGGCAGCCAUCUUCAUCGCCCAGAUGAAUAACAUCGACCUCGACUACGGCCAGAUCGUCACUGUCAGCCUGACAGCAACCUUGGCCAGUGUGGGAGCGGCCAGUAUCCCCAGUGCUGGAUUGGUGACCAUGCUACUGAUCCUAACAGCCGUUGGGUUACCCACCCAAGACAUCAGUCUAUUGGUGGCUGUUGACUGGCUGCUGGAUCGGUUCCGAACCUCCGUCAACGUGGUUGGGGACUCCUACGGGGCCGGUAUCGUUUACCACCUGUCCAAAGACGAGCUCGAUGCGUUUGACGCCGCGCAAAAAGUUGAUGAAUUUGAGUUGACAAAAUCCCAAUCGUUCUUCGAGAACAACACCAACCAGUGUGUUUACGCUGCAGCCCACAGCACAGUCAUGAUAGAUGAUUGCAAGGUAUCCAUGGGCAAUGGAAACGGCCACCCCAACGGCCACCCCAACACUGCAGAUUUCUCUCUUGUUGAGGAGGAACCAUGGAAACGAGAGUAAAGCAGCACCCUGCUCCGACCUCAUCCUGACUUCCACAAGCUUCCCUUCCUGACCAAAAUAAAGAACGUAACCACACUUAGCCCUGUAAUCACAAGCUUUGGUGCAUCAGUCUUACUUCCUGUGGUCUGACUAUGGUCAGUUCAUUGACUAUGGGAUGAAGCUCCCCUCCCACAAAGACAAUGUAGGUACGCAUCCACUUGUACCUAUCUUAAACAAUUAGAUUAGGACUUCCAAAUGACAUUGCUUAAGCUGUGCUGGUGAUUUUUAAGGCAUUGUUUAGUAUAAUGGACCCAUUCAGGUGGUUGUAUUCUGAACCUUACUCGACAGUGCAUGUUCUCUGAUAUACGCAAUGCCGCACUUUUGUUGCUGCUCAACCUUUUGGGGGAAAAGCAAUCCUUCUGUCUGUUUUAUGUAUAAAAAUGUAGGGAUUUUGUUAGCGCCAGAGGCAGUUCAGCGAACGUGUGCUUAUGGGAUGUGGCCUUGCCAGUUGUAUACAAGGACCAGUUGAGGAGUGUUAUGAUGAGAAGCCCCUCCAUGGAGAACCCUCCUGUCAGUCACUACUAUUCCUAUUCCUGACCCUGCACAACCUUAUAACAAUAUGUUCCAGAAACGCUUGAUGUUCCAGGGGUUGCUAGAUAUUCAGUGGUGGUCGAUUCACUUUUCUUUGGUUUCCAGAGUGGCUUUGACGCUUUCUAAACCUGCUGCCUUCUAAUAGCACUAAGAAUUAAAUAACUUAAAGAGCCUUGGUAAUGCACAUUUUCUUAAAGAUAUAAAAAUGGCAAAAACGUCAAGGCAAACACUGAACUAUCUCAAAAAGCCCUUGACUUUACUACUGCCUCUUGUUGCAGUCAACCAAUAGCAGCAAACAGGUUCUGAAAUCGUUAACGUAACAACAUCCCGCAGCAAAGGGAAGCAGAAUGUUGACCAUGUGGCUCCCCCUAGUGACAGAAUAAAAACAAGUGUUGGGUGUGUUGAAGGAGCUACAAUACCUUUGACUUAGAGGAUUAAACUCUGGCAUCGGCACACAUGAUCAGCCUCUAAGCACUGGAGCUUACCUCUGGACUUAACAUCACUAAAUGCCUCCAAAUGUGGCUGCUGCGUAUUUAUAGACAGCCAAAGACGCAAGGUGCAUAUGGACAGCAUUAACAAGACAUGUGCAGAGGCAGGAAGAGAAUUUAAUGUGUUCCCUCCCCUGGCUGUAAGAGGACAAACACACCAACAAUCAAUAUAUUCUAUAUGUUUUUGUGUGUCUGUAUAUAACGUAUACGUGCAUUCGAGUGUGUGUGAAUGUGUGUGUCAAAGAAAGAGUGAAAAAGAGAGAGAACAAAAGACAGAAUAAGAGAUGGUAGAGAGAGAGUAAGAGAUGGUGGAGAGAGAGUAAGAGAUGUCAGGUAGAGAGAGAGUAAGAUAUGGUAGAGAGUGAGUAGGAGAUGGUAGAGAGAGAGAGAGUAAGAGAGAGUAAGAGAUGGUAGAGAGAGAGAGUAAGAGAUGGUAGAGAGAGAGUAGAUGGUAGAGAGAGAGAAGGAGAUUGUAGAGAGAAUAAGAGAUGGUAGAGAGAGUAAGAGAUGGUAGAGAGAGAGAGUAAGAGUUGGCAGAGAGAGAGUAAGAGAUGGUAGAGAGAGAGAGAGAGUAAGAGAUGGUAGAGAGAGAGUAAGAGAUGAUAGAGAGUAAGAGAUGAUAGAGAGAGAGUAAGAGAUGGUAGAGAGAGUAAGAGAUGGUAGAGAGAGAGAGUAAGAGAUGGUAGAGAGAGUAAGAGAUGGUAGAGAGAGUAAGAGAUGGUAGAGAGAGGGAGUAAGAGAUGGUAGAGAGAUGGUAGAGGGAGAGUAGGAGAUGGUAGAGAGAGGGAGUAAGAGAUGGUAGAGAGAGGGAGUAAGAGAUGGUAGAGAGAUGGUAGAGGGAGAGUAGGAGAUGGUAGAGAGAUGGUAGAGAGAUGGUAGAGAGAGGGAGUAGGAGAUGGUAGAGAGGGAGUAGGAGAUGGUAGAGAGAGGGAGUAAGAGAUGGUAGAGAGAUGGUAGAGGGAGAGUAGGAGACGGUAGAGAGAGGGAGUAAGAGAUGGUAGAGAGAUGGUAGAGGGAGAGUAGGAGAUGGUAGAGGGAAUAUAGGCUUGUAAGCCGGUCGGCCCUGAAAGUCAGUGCUUUGUGUGUUUGUAUUUCUAUGCUAAACGACAACCUUGCCUUGUCAACCACAAUCUGUUCAGUCAGUCAGCAUGAUGAUUACGACAAUGUUAAUUACAGUCAAAUAAUCCAUAUCAACAGAAAAUUUGCCCUUCAAUUUGGAUUUGAAAAGUUCAGCUCCAUCUCCAGCAUGCUCAUUUGUGACUCUGAAAGAAAGGAAGGCCGGUCCUCCCUUUACUUCCUCUAAUGUAUGUCGUUUCAACAUGAUAAAUACAAAGACUGAAAAAGUAGCUUGCAAUUACAGAUAGGACUAUUUGGAGCUCGGUGUGUGUGUGUCCAGCACUGCACUGUACAAACCUCUGUACCUGGACCAGUAAGGUUAUAUAACAAGAAGACCAUAACCUAGCAGUGGAUGCUGGGUAGAAUCUCAAUAGGGAACUGAUCUUUACAGCAGUACUGGGUCUCAGAAACACUCUGAGGACGGAACCUGUUGAAGAGCAGCGUUAUCUUACAUCUCCAUGUUCAAAGUGCCUCCUUGCACUUUGUGGAUAUAACAUAUACUAGAUCCAGGUAGAUAUUUAGGUGAAACGUUUUGUAGUGAAUCCUAAACAAAUAUGAUCUCCCAGAGGGUUCUGCUCAGGGUUUCUAUAACGAUAGGAAAACCAUAUGCAAAUGUAGAACUACGUUGUUUGUCCUUUUAUUUUUGGGUAGUAGUCUACUAGUCUCACAGAGAUAUUAACUUUCCAAUGUUAGGUUCUUAUUUUUCAGAGUAAAUAACCCACGGACACUAGAGAAGCUUUAACCAAGUUGAAUUCUUCCCAAAGGUUCUGUACAGCUGUAAUCAGACAACCCAACAUUUGUCCCAUCCAGAUAUUUAUAUCCCACUUAAGACACUCCCUCUCUCCAAUCCUUACAGUAUAUGCCCAACAGGAAGAAGGUAACCAGAUAAGAAACCCUGAUUACUGACCUCAACCCCUCCUUCACCUAAUCCACAGAUGUCCAUCUGUCUUCCCUGUAUCAAACACUUCACCCUCCUCUCCUCCAUCAAACACAUUCCACAGAGAACCCUUAACUUUCUCCUUCUGUCUGUUCACAGAGAACCCUUAACUUUCUCCUUCUGUCUGUCCACAGAGAACCCUUAACUUUCUCCUUCUGUCUGUCCACAGAGAACCCUUAACUUUCUCCUUCUGUCUGUCCACAGAGAACCCUUAACUUUCUCCUUCUGUCUGUCCACAGAGAACCCUUAACUUUCUCCUUCUGUCUGUCCACAGAGAACCCUUAACUUUCUCCUUCUGUCUGUCCACAGCGAACCCUUAACUUUCUCCUUCUGUCUGUCCACAGAGAACCCUUAACUUUCUCCGUUGAUUCUAUGCUUCUUCUCUAUCAUGUAUCUAAUAUCUCAAUGUUCAACAUGUUGAAUCCAACACCAAUAUACAUAUGGAAUCGUUUGGUCUUUUCAGGGAGACAGAUGUAGUUAAUACUCUUAAUGCAGACACAGAAUGAUCCAGAAAAUGGGCUGAAAAGAGAGGAACAAUAAGAGAAAGAAGUGCUGUAUUUUCCACCAAUAUGGACUGGGUGGUGUUAUUUUAGUGUUUGUUUUACAGUAUCGUUGUUACUUUUGUUGUUAGGUUGACAAGAUAAGAGGGAAAAGUCCAAUUAAAGGUGUAGCUUUCUCAGAGUGGCAUCAAGACGACAGGGGCAGGCAUCAACAGAGCUUUGGUGCUGGCAGCUACUGUAUGUAUGUACGUUAGCUGAAUAUCAGGUUCAGGCAACAUUUUUUCAGGCAACCUAUGCACCUAUGCAAAAUGCUCUUGAGUCUUGUCCAGACAUAGCUGAACACUGUUAAACAUCAGUGCUUCAUAAAUUCACUUUAAAUGUUUUCUUUCUCAGUUUGGCUUUUUCCUCUUUUUAUUUUUCUAUGAAUACCUGUUGAAAUGUACAUUUAGACCUUCUUCUGCUGUCUAUUUUCUAUCCUGGAUUUUGAUUCAAUGCACAUAUGUGUCCAAGAACGUGUUGGAACAUUCUUCCUCAUUGUUGUGUAAUCUGUCUGAUGUUGACUGUGUGAAUGUGUGAUUCUAGAAUCUGUCUGAUGUUGACUGUGUGAAUGUGUGGUUCUAGAAUCUGUCUGAUGUUGACUGUGUGAAUGUGUGGUUCUAGAAUCUGUCUGAUGUUGACUGUGUGAAUAUGUGGUUCUAGAAUCUGUCUGAUGUUGACUGUGUGAAUGUGUGAUUCUAGAAUCUGUCUGAUGUUGACUGUGUGAAUGUGUGGUUCUAGAAUCUGUCUGAUGUUGACUGUGUGAAUGUGUGAUUCUAGAAUCUGUCUGAUGUUGACUGUGUGAAUGUGUGGUUCUAGAAUCUGUCUGAUGUUGACUGUGUGAAUGUGUGGUUCUAGAAUCUGUCUGAUGUUGACUGUGUGAAUGUGUGAUUCUAGAAUCUGUCUGAUGUUGACUGUGCGUAUGUGUGGUUCAAGAAUCUGUCUGAUGUUGACUGUGUGAAUGUGUGAUUCUAGAAUCUGUCUGAUGUUGACUGUGUGAAUGUGUGGUUCUAGAAUCUGUCUGAUGUUGACUGUGUGAAUGUGUGGUUCUAGAAUCUGUCUGAUGUUGACUGUGUGAAUGUGUGAUUCUAGAAUCUGUCUGAUGUUGACUGUGCGUAUGUGUGGUUCAAGAAUCUGUCUGAUGUUGACUGUGUGUGAGUGAACUAAAGAAAGUAUGAAUUUAAUUUGUCUAAAACGUAAAAAUAUCAUUUUCUCUGUCAGACAAAUGGACUAAAAGUGUGGUAAAGUGUUUUACUACUUCUUGUGUACAUAUAAUUAUGGAAACCAAUAAAUGUUGAAAUGAAAAAUGAAAAA